CUUUUUAAUCGAGGAAUUCUUGAACCAGUAGCUAACGUGUGUUGUAUCAGAUUUUUUCAUUUCUUUGUCACUGUGUGUGUUGGAGUUGAUCUUAAUCAUUUUUAUAAAUCGAAAGUACUCGAUCUCGAAAAAUAUGGUUCUUCUCAGUUUCUUCAUGUUAAGACUGAAUAUCUGAGUCUGACUUCGAAAAGUCGUCGUGGAGCUUCUUCGUUCGGACCAUGACCGACGCGGGUCGGUUGAGUACGAUGAGCGACGCAGGGCAGUCAGGUAAAUUUGACUAAACACAUCUGGUUUAGUACUCCUACUGGCAUCAGUCAUCUGCAUCUCUCAAAACGUUGUAUGUUAUCCAUCAGUCAUCAGUCGUUGUAUGUUAUCCAUACAUGAACAUGACAGAAACAGACCUCGUACGCAUCAACGAAUCAGAAGUGGUAGAGAAUUAGUUAUCAAGACUUAUCUACACAGGUGAGCAGUUCGUACCUGCGCCGCGAAAUGCAUUUUUUAAUCCGGAUCGAGUACCACAAGGUGCAGCCAAGAAAACAUGGGUACUAACUUCCUCGUUUCUAGAUGAGUUUUCUUUUGGAUAGUACAUGUACAUUCAAUGCUUGGCGGAGUCCGUGUUCAAAAAUCUGUUUCACAUUUUGUUAGAAAUCUUCGAUCUGAAUUUCGCUUUCGAUAUUCCGGACAUAAUGUCGUUGGGUGGAGGUUCUUGUCAAUACGGUAAAACCAUAACCAGGCUGGGCGACUGCAGACGGGGAAAAUGUCGGCUCAGGGGGUGGCGGGUCGACCACCUACGGGGGCGAAAAGCAAGUCGACAUUACAGGUCCCGGAUGUGUUCGGAACAUCAAAGAGUAGAAGCCCUCGCCUCCUGCUGCAGGAAGUAGAUAGUGUAAAUGACAAAAAACAAUUUGGCGGUGAGACUACCAGCGAUAAUAAAGUGGCUCUACAACAACUUGCUGGACUUGACGCUGCUGCAACAUCUGCUGGAACGCCAAGACCUUGUAAAGAAAACGUUACUACUAGCACGGCGACGACUCCUGCAGCGCGUGCAAAGAAUACUACUAUUGUUGCAGGAGGAGCGCCGACUACAGGAGCUGCUCAAGUUGUACAGGCAACCUCUGGUGCGUCGACUACAUCCAUUGCUUCCGUACUAAGUCUUAGUGGAGCCCCUUCUAGUGGCAUCCCGGAAGUGACCGACCUAGACCUCGCGACGUCCCAGGAAAUCAUCUUGCCGACAUUAUUUUAAGACAGUAAUCAUCGUCUCCACACCAAGGAUUUUUAGGCAGUAAGAGAAAGAAAUUCAUCUCCGUAACCGUAUAUGUGAGCGUAAUUACUUCUGACUUUUUAGGCAGUAAGAGAAAGAAACUCUCCGUAACCGUAUAUCUAAGCGAUAGAACAAAUAGAGCAAAUAAUUGUCACUGCGCAAAGUUGUUGGGAGUCAGUCUCAUUCUUUAGACAACUCUAAAUCUUGACUACGACAGCGGACAGCCAGACGCGACGCACAGAAACUGGGGAAUCCUCUCGAUCAGAGGUGGACUUUGAUGCAGAGGAUACGCCGCCAGUCCUGCGGUCUGGACGGCGCGGUCGCUCUAGUACCUCAUCCAUGAAGCGGCGGCUAUUGCAACGGCAGUUAUGCGUCUACUUAGCUAGUUGUUCAAAUUGAUUUGGGAGAUUAUCAAGUAGGAUGAGGAGUAAGGUGAAAUUAUGGAAGAGUGUGAGUGUGAUGGCUGCUGGAAUUUUGAGUUUUCGCAGUUGCUUCAUCUAGCCACAAGGACCCAUUUAGUCGAAAACCUCCACAUCGAUCCACCUCCUUUUUUUUCAUUUUUCGCUGCGCCACCAGUGCAUAUCCACCCGAAUGGCGACGGCUAUGGUGGAACACGCACGAACACGCCUAGCAACUCAGAGUGCCCGUCGCCAUGGCAGAUACCUAGUUGGCAAUCCGACGAUGAAAGAGAUGACCGCUACAGUUGUCGGUCAGGGGAUUCUGGGUCUCAUCACGGCUCCCAAGCAUUCGGUCUGCGCAAUCCGCGAAGUCGACGAAUAUCAUUGGACUCAGAACUAAACAGUAUGGCCGGAGAUAAGAGAAAGAGGACGUUCCUAAUAUUGUUGGCAGUCUACUUCAUGACAUGUCGUCGAUUUCAACGAGACGUGCACAUCAUGACUGAUUCAUCUUCUAGAAGUGUGGUCUGGUACAGAUCAGUAAUCUGAAGCUAUCACCCUUCUUUUGUUCAUGUAGAGCACACGUGCUGGUCCAGGAGCAGUCGACGCAGAAAGCACGGGCGGAGCAGCUGGCGCUACUCCUCAGGUACUGCUUUCUUCUGUUCAUCACACCGAUUGCGAAGGGACGCCGUCAACCAGUGGGAUUAAGAAAACGGCGGCUAAAAAGCCUGCUCUGUGGAACGCAGACGGGGUGACGCCGGUUAUCAGGGGAAAAGAGGAAUUCGAUCAGCGCGUGCGAGACAAUGUUCGAACCAACGAAGAGCACCAGCAUCUACGCGAUAUGACGAUUUUUUCUGGUAAGUAGUUUGUAGUGCAAUGCUAGGUAUACCAUGCAGAAGUUGCUAGUAGACCCACUAUAGUGAUGAACGAGAGUUCUGAUUUAGAUGAUAUUUAUAGAGUUUGCUUCUGUUCCGACGAAAUAUUCGUCUAGUACGAUUGCAUACUCAUCUCGUGUUGGGGUCUUCGUACACGAUUCAAUCAGAUAACAAAAACAUGGUCUAACAGGUAAAGAGAUGACCGAUAUAAUGGAAUAUUUUUUGACGUCGGUGGGAGAUAAGAAGAAAGUGAAAGCUGCCGCCGCAUUGGGUGAAGGACAAAACACGCCAGCGGAGCAUGCCGCGGAGGGACUCGCCGCAGCUCAUCAACGCCAGAGUGCUGGUAACAAAUACACUUUCUGUUUGCAUAUCCUUUUUGGUCAGAGUAUUAUUUCCCCGAUUUGGUUCUCAUUCUUUGAACGACACCGACGGGUAGAUCUGCGUUUGUACUCCACCUUCUCUCAGCCGCUUCGUCUCAUCUUUCGGCACCGGUGCGACCACGAGCACGGCUUAGCAAUUGCACCGCGAAUAUGAGAGGGCGGUCGGACAGUACAGACAGUAAAGCAACGACUCGCUCAGCGCCGAACGUGUCUUCAAGCAAGAAAGUAGUUAGCUGCGCGCUCGUUGCUGCUGGGGAGUUUAGCUCGGUACCAAUUCGCUUUUUAUGCAACUUGAUGUUAGGGACAUUUUUCGUUCUACUUACAUCGUAAACUUGAUGUUAGAACACUGGAAACUUUCUCAAUAUAGGCAUCAUCUCCGGAUGGUCACAUUCGAGCAGGGGAAGGAUCAUCCGAAACCGGCACAGCAACAUCGUCGAGCAGUGCCAACAGCAACAUGCCGAGUCGUGGGUCUGCCAACAUGCAAAGGUCAGUGUCACGACCGAACUGGGCAUCGGGUAAGAGUCAGGCAAUUCGAGCCUCGCUUAAACUGACUGCAUCGGCGAAAGCGGCCUCCGCGACGGUCGGACCAACAGCCAACGAUGCAGAGGUAGAACACGCAGUGUUGACGGCAACGGCAGUGCAAAAGGAAGAGGCCCCGACCAGAGUAGAAGCCUCGUCAAAAGUAGAAGCAUCGUCAAAUGAGAAAGUAGAAGCUUCGACUACAACGGAGAUGGAGCCUUCGUCAAUGAGAAUUGAGGUACCGAGACCAGAGGCGGAACCAUCGACACAGGUAGAGCCUUCGGCGAAAAAGAUGGAAGCGUGUGCGAAGGUGGAGUCGCUGACAGCACAGGAGGCGCCGACAUCGAAGGAGCCUGUGUCCGCAUCCUCCAUUGCGAAGAGCUGUGGCAAAACUGGCAGUACGGAAACACCGACCCCGCCUGAGACGGUUAUCAAGCCUGCAACUCGGAAGGCAGGCACGGCGCACGAGAGGCAGCACUCGGAGCAGUGCGCAGGAAACGUAGGCGCGGCUCCGGUGGCGAAGGAGAUAGUAGUCGAGCGAAAGGACGGACGAAAGGAGACUGCCGUUAGUUCCAAACAGGCGCGUGCAGCGACUCCUAAAUCGGCGGGGCAAGAGGAUGGAACAGCAAUGAGCACCAGAAUCGAGUCGACAGACCCACGCCGAGGCACACGCGUAGUGCGACUUUCUGCGGGCGGCGUCGUCGCGCACUCUAGUAACCCGGGAAGCGAACAAGUAUCGACACGAAAGGGCGUCGUCGCGCACUCUAGUAACCCGGGAAGCGAACAAGUAUCGACACGAAAGGGCGUCGUCGCGCACUCUAGUAACCCGGGAAGCGAACAAGUAUCGACACGAAAGGGCGUCGUCGCGCACUCUAGUAGCCCGGGAAGCGAACAGGUAUCGACACGAAAGAAGCGCGAGGAUGGCACGCCUAAAUCGGCGGGCGGCAAGUAUCUCCUAGAUACUCUUAGCAAUGCUGGUUCUUUCAACCCUGCUCAGAAAGAUCUAGGCGACUACGAGUUCAAUUUGGUAGCUAGUAGAACAGAUCCAUGUCAGGCAUUUACCCUAAGCGAACAAGUAUCGACACGAAAG
This is a messenger RNA of Amoebophrya sp. A25, 4520 nucleotides long. The record is from the annotation of a GenBank genome assembly. NCBI's taxonomy places the organism in Eukaryota, Dinophyceae, Syndiniales, Amoebophryaceae.